Schistosoma guineensis is the source of this 765-nucleotide messenger RNA. Lineage: Eukaryota; Metazoa; Platyhelminthes; Trematoda; Strigeidida; Schistosomatidae. The record is from the annotation of a GenBank genome assembly.
AUGUUUUUAAAAAAACCUGUCGCUCAAGGUCGUGGAAAGCGAGUAACUUUAAAAUCGACUAUGCCGUAUCUAAUGGAUGAAGAAGUUUCUAGCGAUGAAUCCAUCGAAUGUAAAGAUGUGGAGAUUGAUUACGAAAAUUUGUCCAAAAAUACUACAGGACCACCGAGUUAUGCAUCUCUAGCUCAGAAAGAUUCAGCAAAGAAACCGAAAAACCCAGGUGAUUUACAUACGAGUAAAGGAAAGGUGUUGAAUUAUCUUCGGAUACCGAAAGCUGUUGAUUUCAUGUCUCCAGAUCUAACUGAAUAUGUUACAGAAACCCAAAGGGCAGGCCUAAUUGCACAACUUAAAGCUAAUAAAGACUAAUCCUACGAAAUUUCUUAAUUUUUUCUCACAACACAUGCUUAGCCUAAACAAUAGAUGUCUUAAAGUAUAUGUUAAAAAAUGGUACAUGUUGAAUAUAAGUAUGUUUGCUUUGCCGCGUUUUAACUGAACACAUCCAAAAUCCUGUAGAUCUGUCAAACCAUGUUUUUGUAUGUUCACGAAUAUUCGAGUAGAUGAUUCAGUAUUAAACAAUGAUGUUUCCUGUUUUUUCACCACCUAUGCGAAUUAUAAAUUCUCGAAUUUCUAGUUCUCGACUGGGUCCUUUUGGCACAAAAGUUUUCUUUAGAAUUGGGAGGCUGAUUUAGCCUUACCUUACUUGUCGAAAACAAGUUUAGGAAUUAUCCUCUUUUGGCACGAACCUGGCAGUUAAUUACACCCGGGCAG